AUGCAGAAGUAUGUGAAGGGUGCUCGCAAUGGUCGACCAGAGAGCCCUCAGCCAGCCGUCAACCACCAGCGAGCGAUUCAUGCAGCGAACUUGAAAGUCGCGAUGAGACCCGAGGUUGCCCGGCCGUCCGCCGUACAAGGGCUUCGUGGGCGCGGUGAGAGCAUCAUCCAACAUCAACCUGCUUCCUGGCAACAUCAGCACCAGCAGAAACAGCCGUCAGGUGACGGUAGAAAGGGUGAUACUUACGAUACUGACGCCGAAAGCAUUGACACGACGGUGAACCACUCAGUUGUUCAGGUUGAAGAUAAUCAGCUGUUCGAUCAACAGCAGUUCCAGCCUGACAACGAAGAGGAUGAGUCUGGCGGAGACGAAGAAGGUUCUGGUGAAGAUGAUCUCGAAGACGAAGAAGUCCCGGAAGACAUCCCGGAGGACAUCCCGGAAGAGUAUCGGCAGUAUCUUGUUGACCACGGCUAUGCAGAGGCCAGCCACGACCAACAGAUACGGUUCCUACGACAAAGCCAACCCCACGUGUUCGUAACAAUCGAUGGCGAUUCUUACCCAACCACAACUGAUGGUAAUCCCACAGAGGUGGAGGAGCAGCAGCAGCAGCAGCAAAUUUAUGCGGACCCCGGCUCACCAUCGCCACCAUCGCCACCAUCGCCAUCUCCACAGCGUCUUGCUGGACAAGGUCAAACUCCUUCAACGUUCAAUCAGCGACGACAGCAAGCGGCCGAUGUGCAACACUAUAAUCCUGUCAUGCAGCAAAGCUCCAAGCUUUAUCGACAGGGUGCGCAGAUACGUGGACAACAGCGUCUUGAGAUUGCUGCACAUGCCCAUACUCAGUCUGGCCGACAUCACGUUAUAUUCAAGCCACCAACAAGUCGACCGCCCACACACAGCCAAGCCAACCCUAAACCAGGUUUCGUGGCGCCUCCGACGAUUCAUACGGUCGAUCAAGUUGCCCAGAGUGGCUUCCCACAGCCGGCCUGGACAGUUCCACCUGCAUCAGGGUAUUUACAGACCCCAGUUCCGAGAAUCGUAGAACCAGCGACCAUCUCCAAGCGUGCUCCAGUAACGCGCACCAAAGUCGUGCCUAUCAUCCAACAGCCUAGUGAACCUCAAAUUAUGGAAUCCGCGCUUGUCGAAGAGCACCUAGAGCAUGUGGGUGACUAUGACCAGAAGGUCCUCUCCAAGAUGCACUACGAGGAACUGAGAAAUGAGAGUUUCGACAACGAUCCACGCGAGCAGGAGCCUACGUUGCCUGAAGACAUGCGUGACAAGCCUCUGCAUGAGCGUCUGCAGUUCGCACAGCAAAAGCUUCGUCCCACCGAUCAAGUCAAGUUCUUUAGUGCCCUCCCGACCACCGAGUGGGAAGAUGCGGGCGACUGGUUCCUUGGCCAGUUUACUACUAUCAUCACAAAGACACGAGAGGCACGACAGACGAAGCGGAAGGAGGCCCGACGCUUCGAGGCAGAAAUUGAGAGACGCCACAAGCAUGUAGCGAAGAAGCAGCGCCUUGUCGAAGAAGCCAUGGACAAGAUGAAGGCCCAGGGUGAAAGACUUGUGCCAAAGAGCCCUAGGUCUUCAAAGAGUCCUCGGCGUAGGAGGGAUUGA
Molecule: messenger RNA, 1614 nt
Organism: Didymella exigua CBS 183.55
Lineage: Eukaryota; Fungi; Ascomycota; Dothideomycetes; Pleosporales; Didymellaceae
Exons: 1
Coding region: 1-1614 (537 amino acids)
Biological process (GO): nucleolar large rRNA transcription by RNA polymerase I
Cellular component (GO): RNA polymerase I core factor complex
Molecular function (GO): TBP-class protein binding; RNA polymerase I core promoter sequence-specific DNA binding
Source: RefSeq, a predicted model, not a curated record